This is a messenger RNA of Notothenia coriiceps (black rockcod), 3605 nucleotides long. RefSeq names its product MAP7 domain containing 1a (gene map7d1a). NCBI's taxonomy places the organism in Eukaryota, Metazoa, Chordata, Actinopteri, Perciformes, Nototheniidae. The transcript is spliced from 19 exons. Gene Ontology annotation, cellular component: microtubule cytoskeleton. Gene Ontology annotation, biological process: microtubule cytoskeleton organization. The coding region runs from base 315 to 2693 and encodes 792 amino acids. The record is from RefSeq and is a predicted model, not a curated record.
UGUCGGAGAGUGAGAAACUUCCCUCGCUCCUCCUCCCCUGCUUUAUUUCUCUUAAAUUCCCCGAGACACCUUUUUAUGUGACUUCUCUCAGCGGCAGCCACAGCCACCAGUGCCUCCAUUAACAGGCGGGUACUGGCUUUGUUUUUGUUUUUUUGUGUCGUAUCGUUGGUUUAUCCUUACGCUUUGGAGAGGUUUCCUGCCGGUUCGUUCAGGACUUCGGGUGCAGCUGGAGCGACUCCACCAAGUUUCCCCCCCAUUCUGCCUGAGGAAUGAUUGCACUGCUGGAGAGGAAGAGCCGAAACUCGCAUGUUUGAAUGAACAAAAGAACAGAAAGCGAGGAUAUUGCAGCCGAAAUGGAGGAACUUACCCUACAAGGAGCAACAUCUCCCCUCUCAGAUCUCAACACAAACCCAACCAGGCCUGACCCGGAGGGCGAGAGCAGCCCCCCGAUGAUGGACACUGAGAGAAUGGAGUCUCCGGUUAAGAAAGAAACAGACCGUAGAUUGACUACCCCGACAAAAUCUGACGUCAUCCCUCGACCACCUGGGUCACCUGCGUCUCCUAUGUCCAGGUUGAAAAGUCCUAAAGACAUCAUGAAGUCAGAGGACAGGCAGAAGCUUGCCAAGGAGCGGAGAGAGGAGAAGGCCAAAUAUCUUGACGAGCUCAGCAUGUUACAAGCUGCUAAAAAUGAGCCCGUGGCUGGAGAAGGAGGAGAGGCCCGGCCGCUGAGGGACCAGCCAGCUGAGAGCGCCAGGAAGGCUCGAGGAACAACGGAUCAAAGCGGAAAAACGACGGCCGCCCUGGAGGAAGACAGAAAAAAAACUGAGAAGAAUAAAGAGCGCUAUGAAGCGGCCAUCCACAGGUCAACCAAGAAGACGUGGGCAGAAAUCCGCCAGCAGAGAUGGUCCUGGGCCGGAGCGCUGAGCCAGAACUCCAGCCAGAAAGAAAGCAGAUGCUCACUGUCAACGGUCAACCUGCCCAAACACGUGGACUCUGUUAUAAACAAGCGACUGUCCAAGUCCUCCGCCACGCUCUGGAACUCGCCCAGCAGAACACGUAGCCUUGCACUGAGUCCCUGGGAGAGCAGUAUAGUGGACCGGCUGAUGACGCCAACGCUGUCUUUCCUCGCCAGGAGCCGCAGCGCUGCCAGUGUCCUCACUAACGGCAAAGAUGGUAACUCUCCUCUUUGCCCUCGUUCGGCCUCAGCCAGUCCCCUCACCCUGUGCGCCCACCAGCCCCACCACCGCUGCUCCGACCGCUGGAGAGUGACGUCCAGCACCCCCGACAUCACCCAGCGCCAACCCAGACGGAGCUCCACACCUAUGGAUAAGAACAAGAAAGAAAAGAAAGACAAGGAACGGGAGAAUGAGAAGGAGAAAAGUGCUCUCAGUAAAGUGCUUAAAAAGAGACAGUCUCUACCAAGCAUGAGACACCGAGCUGAUCCAAGUCCCAGUCCUUUAUCAAGACCAAGACCCUCAUCCCCCGCCACGCCUAAGGGCAGAGCCGGCUCACCCAGCCCGGCUGCCUCUCCCAAGCCUCCCUCAACACGUGGAAGUCCGUCGACUCCUAAAAGUCGUCCCAAAAGAGCCAGGACCCCUGCCAGGGUAGACCACCGCACCUCCUCUCCUGUCGCCCUCGAGAGAGUGAGGGAGCCUCGCAGGCCCUCUACUCCUGAACACAGAAAGAGCUCCCCUGUGGUUCCUGCCAUCAGAGUAGCUUCUGUCUCCCCCCAUGUGCCUGGCACGCCAGUUCCAACCGCAGCAGCCUCACCGUCACCGGAGCCGCUCCAUUCUGCUCCGUCUGUCUCUACGUCAUCGCCUUCACCCUCUCCGUCACCCAAGCCCAUGGCAGGCACCAACGACGCAGAGGAGGCGGGUCGCAUCCUGGCCGAGAGACGCAGAGAGGCCCGAAAGCAGAGGGAGAGGGAGGAGCAGGAGCGCCGCGAGCAGGAGGAGAAGGAGAGGAUCCUGAGAGAGGAGAGAAUGGCGAGGGAGGUAGAGGAGAAUCGACUCAGGGAGGAGGAGGCCCGCGCCAUGGCCGUGGAGCAGCGAAAGAGGGACGAAGCUCAGCAGCUGCUGGACGAGAAGGAGGCUGAGGAGAGGGCCAAAGCCGAGCAGGAGGAGAACGUGCGUCUGCAGAAACAGAAAGAAGAGGCUGAAGCUAAAGCCCGGGAGGAGGCGGAGAAGCAGCGUCUGGAGAGGGAGAAGCACUUCCAGAAGGAGGAGCAGGAGAGGCUGGAGAGGAAAAAGCGUCUGGACGAGAUCAUGAAGAGGACACGGAAGACAGAUGGAGGCGACAAGAAGGAGACAAAGUCCUCGCCUCUCACAAACGUCAACGACAAAGAGGCAGAGAGCAGCAAAGCAUCUGCUGAGUAUCAGCCAAAGCCAGAGGUCGACCUGUCCAAUAACAAGACAGAAAAUGGACAGACCAAAAUCAAAGAAAGCAGCCCCUCAGUGCAAGUAGUCAAUGGGGUCCAGCCCUCGAGACAUGAAAAUGGUCUGUCCUCGAAAGGAGACACUGCCCACUAUGAAGAUAUCAUCCAGCUCGCAAAUCAUGGCAACUCCACCAAUGGAGCUCGGGAUAACUCUGAGAGCAGCAUGGCCCCCGAGCCCAUCCUCACGUUUGAUAGUGAGGAGUCAUUCAUGAAGAAGACCGGCCCCAUGAAGCCACAGCAUGUUGCAGAGGUCCUGUGAUAUGCUCCAGUGUGGAAGUGCUCGUCGCUAUGGCCGCUGACCUUUCCGUCGCCCUGCCAACGCUCGCAUGGGGAGCCCUGUGACAAACCUUUUCUACGCCCCUAAAACAAACACACACCAAGCAUUGGGAUGCAAAAGACUAAAUGGGAUGAAAGGAGUUGCCGCAUGCAACACAGGUGCAUCACUGUUAACAUUUGCAAAAUAUCUUAUGUGGCACCCAUUCCCUCAACUGUAUCAUCCUUUGUACAGUAAAGUACAGCUGAGUAAUGAUUACUAUAGGCUGAAGUGUUUUUUUUUCUUUGUUCUUUAGUUAUUUAACUGAAAGAGAGACAUAAAAGACUGGGUACAUUCUUGUGAAUAAUGUAAAUGAACUUUGUGUGAUGGACUAAGGAGGGACUCGUCUGUAGAUUAAAGUUGUAUGAAGGGAGUCAUUUUAAUGCUACUCCGCUCUGAGUGGCUCUUUCAGUGAAACCCAGGUGUCGUGCAUCCUGGUCUGUAAAAAGCCACAUGUAACAGUGUUUGUAAAGUUAAAAUGAAAAAUCUGGAAAAGAUUUUAAAAUGCAAGUUCACAUGCAACAGCUUCUUACUGUGUGUAGUAAUACUGUCUGUGCAAACCUCAGCUAUGAUUGAUUGUACACAGAACUGGAUGUAAAAAUGUGUGCAACCCUCACUAUCAAGUAACCAGAAGUCUUUUAAGGUCAAAUCCCUAUGAAUUUACUCCACUCUUAAAACAGUUAAAUCCGUUUUCUUUUCUCAUGUACAAAAUGACAACGUUUUCUCUCAUUCUACAUUGAGAUUUCAUGGAGUCGUGUAUUUGAAAUGCUGGUGCGUGUAUAUGCUAUAAUUAUUUUGAUGUGCGUUACAAGGUCAGUGGGAGCUCUCUACGUCUUAUUAAAGACAAACUGUCCAGUC